UUCUUGCGUCUUCUUCAUCCACACAAAUUGGCCAGAAUUCGAUCUUAUUAGCUAAUUUAAUGGCUAGCCAUAACGUGGACAGAUCAGAUUCAACAGUGAUGAUUAAUCGACGGUACAACUCAUCACCAUCAUCAUCGUGCAAGAGGCUAACGGCGUUAGGGUUUACAUUCCUUGCCGUGAUCUCGCCUGUAUUGAUGGAUCGGAGAAGGAAAUUAAGUUUGGCCGAAGAAAUAGAGCUGGAAGAUCAGCAACCGUUUUCUCUCUCCUCAUAUCUGCCUCUGGUUCUUCUUGGGUUGAGUAUGGGCAUCGUCUUCUCCGAUUAUCGAAACCACAGCUUCUGGAACAGGUUCGAUCCUUAUUGGAUUCAUCGUACGGUCGGUUCUUCACUUGGGAUUGUUUUCUUUCUUAUUGUCUUGGCCUUGGUUCUCAAAUUUAAGGAUAUUUAGGAUCUAAUCUAACUAAUUAAC
Messenger RNA from Impatiens glandulifera, 467 nucleotides. RefSeq lists its product as uncharacterized. Bases 60 to 446 code for a protein of 128 amino acids. The record is from RefSeq and is a predicted model, not a curated record. The transcript has a single exon. NCBI's taxonomy places the organism in Eukaryota, Viridiplantae, Streptophyta, Magnoliopsida, Ericales, Balsaminaceae.